AUAAUGGCAAAAUUAUUUGCCAAACUCACAAAGACGGUUCUAAAAUUAUACAUGAAUUACUAAAAGCAAAUACUAAACCAGACUUUACAACAGGUCCUCCAAUAAUUCCAAUUCGUAAAUUAACUAUAGAAAGACAAAAAUAUUUAUAUGAAAAAGUUCGGCCAUAUAUUAAUAGUGAUGCGAACAAAGAUGAAAUAU
This is a messenger RNA of Cetraspora pellucida, 198 nucleotides long. NCBI's taxonomy places the organism in Eukaryota, Fungi, Glomeromycota, Glomeromycetes, Diversisporales, Gigasporaceae. The record is from the annotation of a GenBank genome assembly.